Planococcus citri (citrus mealybug) is the source of this 1705-nucleotide messenger RNA. Its product is annotated as alpha-tocopherol transfer protein-like. The record is from RefSeq and is a predicted model, not a curated record. Gene Ontology annotation, molecular function: phosphatidylinositol bisphosphate binding. NCBI's taxonomy places the organism in Eukaryota, Metazoa, Arthropoda, Insecta, Hemiptera, Pseudococcidae. Gene Ontology annotation, cellular component: membrane. The transcript has 7 exons. The coding region runs from base 707 to 1504 and encodes 265 amino acids.
CCUGAAAAUAUUACAUAUACGUAAGUAGUAAGUACAUUAAUAUUCGAACUACUAGACAAUUUUUUUAUUGGAUUUGAAAAUGGUGGGAAAAAUCUAGACAAAUCACCCUCUACCUUUUCGACUACUCGAAAAAUAAGAAAAUCCCUUUAAAAAGGAAGGGCGAUUAUUUAUCAUAUUAAUGAUGGAUCAUUUCAAAAUGUUCGCUCCUCUAAAUAAAUAACAUAUCAUUUUUUUUUUUCAGCAAUCGUUUAAAGGGAUGGGAUGUAAGAUUAUUCAUACUGGAUUUGUAUUUGCAAAUAUAAUUACUGAUGCUUGAACAAAUAUUUUUAAAAAUAUAUAAUUUCAGAGGAAAAAUUAUUGCAUAAAAAAUAGAGUCAAGUGAAAAUUUCCAGUCGAAAGAACAGCCGAAAAAAUUUCGAUGAGGUAAAACUCGGACGAUUAAUCAAGCCUUAUUUUUUUAAAAAAAGGGAAAAAAAAUAAAAAUUGAAAUACUGAACAAUAAAUCAAUCGAGGGAAAGAGCUUACACGGAAUCCCAUUAAAUGGGAUAAGUGGUCAUAUUACUAUAGAGUAUUCUUUCACAUCACCUGCUUUUAUGAACUGCUUUUGAAUGGUUUCUUAAACUGUUCGAAUACGUACUACAAUUACCGAAUUUUUUUCCGAUAUACUUAACAAACAAGUGUAUAUUGUGAUUUUUUGCGUAUUUUGAUGCAAUCACACAAUUACAGUUUCAAUUUUGCCAAGCGGAAAAUGGAGAGUAAUAAUAUCGAAAAGGAAGAAAUCAGUUCUGAAGAAUUGGAAGAUAGAAUAGCUGAGCUUGAAAAAUGGAUAAAUGAUCAAAACUUGGUUCCAAAAUUGUCAGAGAAUAAGUUGAAAUUAUUCCUUCACAGUUGCAUGUUUGAUGUUGAUAAUACAAAAUCAACGUUGAUCUCUUAUUACAAGUUGAGGAUUCGAGCACCUGAGUAUUUUUCUAACAGAGACCCAACUGCAAAAAAUUUGCUGGAUGCAUCUGAAAUCGGGUAUUCCAUUCUUCUACCCGGAGUUACGGAGGAAGGUUAUAGAGUGAUAAUGGUCGGAUAUUUUCAUUCAGAUACAUCCAAUUACGUUUUCAACGAUCUAAUGAAAAGAUUCACGAUGACUGUUGAUAUGUGGCUUUCAAAACUGGAUAUCUGCCCAGGAUAUUUACUUUUAGUAGAAGGCAAACAUUCAGCUUUUGGUCAUUUUACCUCGGCAUCUUUGGAUAGUUUGAAAAAAAUCUGCAUCUACUUUCAGGAAGCUUUGCCAGUUAGACUACAAGGAGUAGUUUUUGUAAACAUUUCUCCGGCAGUCAAUAUGUUAUUAACUAUGGUGCAUCCUUUUCUUUCGAAAAAACUUCAUAAUUUGAUACAUAAGUAUCCCAGAGGAAACACCGAUUACUGGAAAAUGGUUCCAAGACGAAUAUUACCGCUGGAAUUGCAAGGAGAAGCUGGUAGCAUACGUGAAAUGCAAGGUGAAUUUUUCAGAUAGCAAUGUAAUUAUAUGCGACGCAACAAGACCUCGUCGAUUAUUCAAAGUGGUUCCAGCAAGAAGAUGAUUUAAUCAAAGAAAUUGCAGCUGAACAGCCGAAACCUGCAACUGCAAAUAAAAAAUUGAUAGAAACACUUUUUUAAUCACACAUUACGUGUACAAAAUAUGCAAAUGAAUAAAACACAUGAUCAUUUAAGCAAA